Arvicola amphibius (Eurasian water vole) is the source of this 1263-nucleotide messenger RNA. RefSeq names its product achaete-scute family bHLH transcription factor 2 (gene Ascl2). Gene Ontology annotation, molecular function: DNA-binding transcription factor activity, RNA polymerase II-specific; RNA polymerase II transcription regulatory region sequence-specific DNA binding; protein dimerization activity. Gene Ontology annotation, biological process: regulation of neurogenesis; positive regulation of transcription by RNA polymerase II; neuron differentiation. Lineage: Eukaryota; Metazoa; Chordata; Mammalia; Rodentia; Cricetidae. Gene Ontology annotation, cellular component: RNA polymerase II transcription regulator complex. Bases 1 to 1263 code for a protein of 420 amino acids. The transcript is spliced from 2 exons. The record is from RefSeq and is a predicted model, not a curated record.
AUGGGACUGAGAGGCCCGCUGGAAUCCAGAGGAGUGUCUUUGAGUAAAAGCCCAGGAACUGAACGAGAACUAGUCUGGCUGGAUUCAGGAGGCAUAGUUGGGAAAAGGGACCCUGACUUGGAGAGCUGGUUGCCCUGGAGGCGUGGGACUCUAGGAGCGCAGUCCGGGUUCUGCACUCUAGUACUUGUCGUGGACGCACUAAGCACCUGCCCAGAGCGUGGGGGCGCAGUAGCCUGCGAACUGCACCCGGAGGAGUGGGGGUGGGGUCGCGCGGUGUCAGCUUUGCUGAAUGUGUACGCCAGGGGGAGGGUGAAGCGUGGCGGGAGGGCGAGGCGAAAGAAGGAGGGCGUGAGAAAGGAGGCGGCGGCCCGCGGAGGAGGGUUAUCUAUACAUUUUAAAAGGAGCCGCCUGAGCGGUGCACAAGGAGACCAGGGGAGGUCUGACCGCACGCGCGGGACACGAGCGUACCACGCUUCCCUACUUUCAGUCCUUGUUCGACACGGGGUCCCAGGACUCCAGAAGGCCAGCGACGCGUGCCCCAGGAAAUCCUGCAGCAGUGCCCUGCCUGAGACCAGCGGAGGUGAGACAGUUUGCUUCCCACCGUACUCGGUUCCUCGCGGGCACUUUUCCUGUAGCGCUCCGAAACUCCUAGCAGGCGCCCGAGGGCUGGAUGCGAGCUUGAUGGACGGCUGCGCGCUGCCCCGACUCAUGCCCGCCUCGCCUGGAGUCGCUGGAACCUGCGCUGCUCGGCGGAGACCCGCAUCCCCGGAACUGCUACGCUGCAGCCGCCGCCGGCGAUCUGGCGCAACUGAGGCUGGGGGCGGCUCGGCGGCAGUGGCACGCCGCAAUGAGCGCGAACGCAACCGCGUGAAGCUGGUAAACUUGGGCUUUCAGGCGCUGCGGCAGCACGUGCCGCACGGCGGCGCCAGCAAGAAGCUGAGUAAGGUGGAGACGCUGCGCUCCGCCGUAGAAUACAUUCGUGCGCUGCAGCGGCUGCUUGCAGAGCACGACGCGGUGCGCGCCGCGCUUGCCGGAGGGCUGCUAACACCGGCCACUCGGCCCUCGGCCGCCCGUGCACCUCCUGCUGCCUCCCCUCCCAGUGCGUCGCUGUCCUGCGCGUCUUCAUCCCCAGACCGCCGGGGCAGCUCGGAGCCUGGUUCCCCGCGCUCCGCCUACUCGUCGGAGGACAGUGGCUGCGAGGGAGAGCUGAGUCCCGUGGAGCGCGAGCUGCUUGACUUUUCCAGCUGGUUAGGGGGCUACUGA